This is a messenger RNA of Setaria italica (foxtail millet), 1920 nucleotides long. Its product is annotated as GDSL esterase/lipase At4g16230. The transcript is spliced from 4 exons. Lineage: Eukaryota; Viridiplantae; Streptophyta; Magnoliopsida; Poales; Poaceae. The record is from RefSeq and is a predicted model, not a curated record. The coding region runs from base 431 to 1624 and encodes 397 amino acids. Gene Ontology annotation, molecular function: hydrolase activity, acting on ester bonds.
UCUUGGUUUCUUGGCCGCUUUCUUUGCCUCCAUUUGUUCCAUCUUUAAACCUCGGUCUGUCAUCUGCUCAUAAUAUCUGGUAUUUAUUAGUGAGCUAAUUGGUACUACUUGCAAGGCCCAAUCAAGCCUAUUUCUGUCUGUUUGUUUUCUUCUAUUGUCUCAAUUAUCUGUGUUAUUUUCUGCAGUCCCUUAGAUUCUGUUUCUCGUGCUAUAUAAGUAGGCAACCUCUCUUCCCUCGCCAUCAAACUUCUCCUCUACCGCAACCACUUCUCGCACUUUCAACAAUAACCAGUAGGAUCAAGUGAGCUAGCAACUUCCAAGGCUUCUAGCAACACUGAACAGUCGCUGUACUUCUAGGCAAAACGUUGCUUGUCUAGUUGUAUCCCCUCAUCUGAGAUCUCUCGGUGUACGUGACGUUCUUGCCUCGUCAAUGUGUCCUCCGCACGAGCGGCGGCCCAGAGUGGCAUCUCAUUUCGUCCUGCUGGCCUGCCUCGUCUUGCUCGCGCCAACUCGCGUCGCCGGCGCUGGCAUGCCGGCGACCUUCAUCUUCGGCGACUCGCUCGUCGACGCCGGCAACAACAACUACAUCGUCUCCCUGUCCAAGGCGAAUUACCCCCCGAACGGCAUCGACUUCCUCGGCCACCAGCCCACCGGCCGGUACACCAACGGCCGGACCAUCGUCGACAUUCUAGGGCAAGAGAUGGGGCUGGGAGGGUUCGUGCCGCCGUACAUGUCCCCGGAGACCACCGGCGACGCCUUGCUGAGAGGCGUCAACUACGCGUCCGGCGGCGGAGGCAUCCUGAACCAAACCGGCAGUAUCUUCGGCGGGCGCCUGAACUUGGACGCUCAGAUCGACAACUACGCCAACAGCCGGCACGACCUGAUCGCCCGGCACGGGGAGGUGGCGGCGGUGAGCCUGCUGCGGGGCGCGCUCUUCUCGGUCACCAUGGGCUCCAACGACUUCAUCAACAACUACCUCACGCCCAUCCUCUCCGUGCCGGAGCGCGCCUCGACGCCGCCGGCCGCCUUCAUCGGCGCCAUGAUUGCCAAGUACCGCCAGCAGCUCGCGAGGCUGUACCUCCUGGACGCCCGCAAGGUCGUGGUGGCGAACGUGGGCCCGAUCGGCUGCAUCCCGUACCAGAGGGAGACGAACCCGUCGGCGGCCGCGGCCUGCGCCGAGUUCCCGAACCAGCUGGCGCGGUCCUUCAACCGGCGGCUGAGGGCCCUGGUGGACGAGCUGGGCGCCGCCCUCCCCGGCUCCCGCUUCGUCUACGCCGACGUCUACCACAUCGUCUCCGACAUCAUCGCCAACUACAGAUCCCACGGUGUCGUGAAAGAAUCGUUUGGAGGCUGGGAAAAAUGCUGUGAGAUCAUUGUGAUCUUAUCGAUUUCGCUGCUCUCGUUCGUGCAGGGUUCGAGGUGGCGGACUCGGCGUGCUGCUACGUGGGCGGGCGGUUCGGCGGGCUGGUGCCGUGCGGGCCGACGUCGCGGUACUGCGCGGACAGGUCCAAGUACGUGUUCUGGGACCCCUACCACCCCAGCGACGCCGCCAACGCGCUCAUCGCCCGCCGGAUCCUCGACGGCGGCCCAUCGGACAUCUCGCCGGUCAACGUGCGCCAGCUGAUCAUGGCCUGAAGCACUGAACUGAAUCGAUCGAUCGCCGCUUCGGCUAUUGUUAGCUGCUUGUUCAGAUUCGUUUUCUAGUCCAAUAGAUUAGUUCGGGGGCUAAUUUGGCCUCGAUCAGUGUAACGUCACUCGUGCAGUCGUGCUUAGCUAGGUAGGAUAGAUGAUCUGUGAGUGACGCCGCAACGGUGUUCUUUUGUUUAUUCUCAUAGCUUCGUUCUCGUAUUCCUUUGGACUUCUUGUUGCAACGUGAGCUAGUGACAUGUUUGCUGGUCAGAACAAAUUAAAGUUGGUGGA